Messenger RNA from Columba livia (rock pigeon), 3870 nucleotides. RefSeq names its product transmembrane 9 superfamily member 4 (gene TM9SF4). Gene Ontology annotation, biological process: protein localization to membrane. Lineage: Eukaryota; Metazoa; Chordata; Aves; Columbiformes; Columbidae. The transcript has 18 exons. Gene Ontology annotation, cellular component: membrane. Bases 94 to 2097 code for a protein of 667 amino acids. The record is from RefSeq and is a predicted model, not a curated record.
GAGCUAAUCUCGGCUCGGCCCGGCCUCGGCGCCGCCUGCACCGGCAGCACGGCGCUCCGCUGUCCGGCCCGGCCCGCUGGGGCCGCUGUCGCCAUGGCGAUAAGCCCCGCAGCCAACCGCGCGCCGCUUCCGCUGACGUCUGCCGCGACACGUGGAUCCAAGAUGGCGGCGUCGGCGGUGAUGGAAAGGCCGAGGUAUGUGCUGGUCUUGCUGUUGUUGCUGCACAGUACAGACUCGUUCUACGUACCUGGUGUGGCUCCAAUCAACUUCCACCACAAUGAUCCUGUAGAAAUAAAGGCUGUGAAGCUCACCAGCUCACGGACGCAGCUGCCGUACGAGUACUACUCACUGCCCUUCUGCCAGCCCACCAAGAUCACGUACAAGGCUGAGAAUCUUGGUGAGGUUCUUCGGGGGGACAGAAUUGUAAAUACACCUUUCCAGGUUUCCAUGAACAUGGAGAAGAAAUGUGAAGUUCUGUGCAACCUUCCCAACAAGCCGGUCACGCUGACGGUGGAGCAGAGCAAGCUGAUCGCCGAGCGCAUCCGGGAAGAUUACUACGUCCAUCUCAUUGCUGAUAACCUCCCUGUGGCAACACGCCUGGAGUUUUAUUCCAAUCGUGAGGAAGAGGAGAAGAAGAAGGAGAAAGAUGUGCAGUUCGAGCAUGGCUACAGGCUUGGGUUUAUGGACGGUAACAAGUUCUACCUGCACAACCACCUCUCCUUCAUCCUUUACUACCACAGAGAGGAUGUGGAAGAGAGCCAGGAGCCAACCUACAGAGUUGUGCGCUUUGAAGUGAUUCCUCAAAGUAUUAAACUUGAAGACUUGAAGGCUGAUGAGAAGAGUAUGUGCACCCUGCCCGAAGCCACGGGCUCUGCCCCUCAGGAAAUAGAUCCUUCUAAAGAGAACCAGCUGCUCUUCACCUACUCCGUGCACUGGGAGGAAAGUGACAUUAAAUGGGCUUCUCGCUGGGACACCUACUUGACCAUGAGUGAUGUGCAGAUCCAUUGGUUUUCAAUCAUUAACUCGGUCGUGGUUGUCUUCUUCCUUUCAGGUAUUCUCAGCAUGAUCAUCAUCCGGACUCUCCGGAAGGACAUUGCCAACUACAACAAGGAAGAUGACAUUGAAGAUACUAUGGAGGAAUCUGGUUGGAAACUUGUGCAUGGAGAUGUCUUCAGGCCUCCGCAGUAUCCUAUGAUCCUCAGCUCUCUCCUGGGUUCUGGAAUUCAGCUCUUCUGUAUGAUCCUGAUCGUCAUCUUUGUCGCUAUGCUGGGGAUGCUGUCGCCUUCCAGCCGGGGUGCGCUGAUGACGACCGCCUGCUUCCUCUUCAUGUUCAUGGGGGUUUUUGGUGGAUUCUUUGCUGGCCGCUUGUACCGGACUCUGAAAGGACAUCGAUGGAAGAAGGGAGCCUUUUGUACAGCUACCCUGUAUCCUGGUGUCGUCUUUGGGAUCUGCUUUGUCCUGAACUGUUUCAUCUGGGGGAAACACUCCUCCGGAGCGGUGCCUUUUCCUACCAUGGUGGCCUUGCUCUGCAUGUGGUUUGGGAUCUCCCUGCCCUUGGUCUACCUGGGUUACUACUUUGGAUUUCGCAAGCAGCCGUAUGACAAUCCUGUGCGGACAAAUCAGAUCCCCCGGCAGAUUCCGGAGCAGAGGUGGUACAUGAACAAAUUUGUUGGGAUUCUCAUGGCUGGUAUUCUGCCUUUUGGAGCGAUGUUCAUUGAACUGUUCUUCAUUUUCAGUGCAAUCUGGGAGAACCAGUUCUAUUACCUUUUCGGUUUUCUCUUCCUGGUGUUUAUAAUCCUGGUGGUAUCGUGCUCCCAAAUCAGCAUUGUCAUGGUGUACUUCCAGCUCUGUGCUGAGGAUUACCGCUGGUGGUGGAGAACCUUCCUGGUGUCUGGAGGAUCUGCCUUCUACGUGCUCAUCUAUGCCAUCUUCUACUUUGUGAACAAGCUGGAUAUUGUUGAGUUCAUUCCCUCCUUACUAUACUUCGGCUACACCGCCCUUAUGGUCUUGUCCUUCUGGCUCCUCACUGGCACCAUUGGCUUCUAUGCAGCCUACAUGUUUGUCCGGAAAAUCUAUGCCGCAGUGAAAAUAGACUGAGGAUGCACAGAGCCAGCAGAAAUAGACACCUCUGAAUGCGUGUCCUCCCGGGAGCAACGGGGACGGCUUCUCCAGCUCUUUUGAGGAAACAAAAUCAUGGGAGAACGACAAGAGAAAUAAAUAACUCCUUGUUUUGGAAUGUAACUUUGGCACAGUGUACAUGGAUUCUGGGCUACUUCUGGGGGGAAAAGGGGUCUGUAGAUACCUUACGUUUUAACUUUAUUAUCCUGUUCCAUAUUUGAGGGAGUUUUUUAGCAGAGAAAUGUCCCUCUGUAUAAGUAAAGCCCCUUUUUGCUAAUUCAUCCUUUUUUUUUUUCAUGUUGAUGAUGAAUGGAUUUGAGAGCACAGUGGAAAUGCUUGUGAAAAUGUUUUCUUCCAGCCCCAAGGGUGCUCUGGGAUUCAGGGAGACUCUUCAGACAAAUAUCAGACUGGGUUUACUUUCCUGCCUUCAUGUCUGCACAGAAGAAGGAGCUUGACUAUGGCAAAAGGAACCUGAGCGCUCGCCCAGCGGGAUCUCUGCCCGCAGGAGUCCUGGCUUUGGCUUGUUUACACAUUGCUGGAGGUGCCAUUCGGAGCCUGCGACAUGCAGUUCACCCUGAGAGAGCCUGAGAACCGCAGCCCUCAGCCUCGCGUCUCCCUCCCUCCGGCCUCGGACAGCGCGGGCUGCAGGCGGGUGGGAUUUCCCCUUUCGGAAGGUGCAGCGGGAUGUCACGUUCUGGUGGAAGCGGCGUGAUUGUGCUGGAAUAUACGACUGGAAGGAUGCGCGAGGUAACUCGGAGCGUUUGUUCUGCCGAUAGCUCUGCUCCCGCCGGGAUGGCGCAGAGCCCUGCGCCGGGAAGGCUGCGGUGCUGCGGCCUCGGUGCUGAGCGACCUGCUGGUGUCGGGGCUGAGCUCCUCGAGGGGUGUGGGGGGGCUGGGCAGAGCUGGCGGCCCCAGGGUUCUCCGACUGCUUGUGCUGCUCUGCUCCUCUCAGAUGUCUCUACCUCCAGGAAACAGGAGCGUGCACCCCAGAGCUGUGUUUUGUUCUCUGCAGAACGGUCCAAGCCCUCAGGGAAGCUGAUGUGGGCUCCUCCGCAGUGGGCUCUGCUUUUUCUGUGGCUUGCUGCCUGAAUCAGCCCAUGGGAAGCUCUUUUUUUAAAGAGGUUAAAGUUUUUUAUUUCAAUUAUGUUUACCAGUGAGAAGGCUCCACAGCAAAGGCUCCUUCCAUCCCCAGACCAGCUGCAUUCAGUCAGGGCUGCAGGGGAGAGGUGUUUUUUUUGUGAGAUCUGUAAAAACUUCUAUUUUUUUGCAAGCAGCAAGGUCUCCAAAUGAGCAGCUGCCACAGGUCCCAACCCAGAGCCCUCCCUGGCACCAGCACUGACGUGGGCUUUGGGCCUUUAACCCCAGUUGCCAUGACAGUUUCCACCAGGUCCACAUGAGGACCCGUCUCUUCCCGUGGCCGUGUUCCCCACGGCGUCCUGCCCUCCCCAUGUGGCAGCUCCUGCAACCGCCCCAAUGCCAAAUCUCACCAGGCAGGAGUCGGGGCUGGACAGAGGGAGCAGGGGGUGCAUGGAGUCCUGCCUCGGUUCUGCUUUGAGAUCCCGCUCGGAGAUUUUGGUUGUGUUUUUUGUUUUGUUUUGUUUUCAGUUUUUCUUGCCCCACCCCAGUGGAGAGGCUCAGCCAGCAUUGAUUUCUCUCCCUUCCCCAAAGGGUUUUCUCUGUAUUCUUUGUAAUUUUUAAUUAAUGUAUGUAUUCUUUGUGUCCUAUUGUAAAUAAAUCUGCCAUUGUCCUGUU